UGUAUGUUUUCGCCUUUAGUUUGCUUAAAAUUAUCGAAAAUUGCAUAGCAAUAAUGCGUACUACUUAGUUAUGCAUUAAAUAAGCGCAACAAGUGGCCAAAUACAAAUUUUACUGCAUUUCAAGUGCCUUACAACACUAAACACACACACAAGUCUAUUCUACCCAAUCCCACACACACAGAGAUACGCGCGCAAUACUACAACAAGUUGAGCUGCUUUCGUCGUAGUUUGUGAGAGAGCAUUCGAGGAGAAUAAUUACGCCGAAAAUGUUGAAUGUUAAUUAAUGCAUAAUUAAAUUAUAUACCAUCUGUGUGAGCAUAAGAGUGUUAGUGUGAAAUAGUUUGCAAAGUGUGAGCCGAGAAAGAAAAAAUAUCCCCAACGCGAGGAUCAGUAUCGUGUUAUUUUAGAGAGCGUGCGAAAAAAGUAUAAACAAGUGAAUUUAUAAAUACAAAAUUAUUAAUAUAAACAAGUGCAAUUAAGCAAAUAAAACGACAUAUUGUUUUCUGUAUUGAGCCCCGAAAGCAGAUUAGCGCUUAAGCAGCAGAAGCAACAACACCAACAGCAACGACGACAACGAAAACCACAACAACAAUAAUAUUAACAACAAGAAAGCAACGUGACGUAAAAUUUUAUAAUAAUAAUUUAUACGAUAAGCCAAGUCCAGUCUAAUCAGCUGCCAAAAUGGAGUCCAUGGAAUACGAGAUGGCACGCAACAUGACGUUGCUCUUCUUUUUGGAACGCCUGCUGGACAAGGGAGAGCCGCGCACCGUGCACGAUUUGUCCUGCCAAUUUGGCAACAAGGAGUUCACCAAGGAGAUGCGCCAGAUUGCCGGUGGCAGUCAGUCCGGUCUGAAGAAAUUUCUUGCACAAUAUCCAUCGAUAUUUCUAGUCGAUGGUGACUACGUGCAGGUCAAUGCCUAUCAGCAUAGCAAUGCUGAUGAUGGCAGCCUUGGCGGCAAACGCGAUUAUAUACAAGAGGCUAAAGACUACUUCAAGAACAAGAUGCUACAGUAUGGGACGGAGGCGGAGGUGCCGGUGCGCAGUUUAUUGGGGCAUCGGUCCCAAGCCUCGCCGCAGGUCCGUCAUAUAUCCGGUCAACACAUCAAGGAGUUCACCGACUUCCUUAUGAAGCACACGGACACAUUUAGGGUUAUCGAUGAUCAUGUUAUGCUCGUCGGUUGUGAGAAUAUGACCGAUCUGCCGGCCAGAGACCGUCUACACUUGCCACAAACGAACAUUGAUACGCGUGGCACCCAGCAAAUGCUGGAUUUUUUCGCCCAAUGCAUUGAAUUCAAGGGUCCUAUGCUGGUGGAGCAGCUCUUCCAUUUGCUGACCACCAACUUCCCGCAGGAUCAGUGGCUACGUAUGUUCAAAACCCCGGGCGAUUUGAGCACGUUCCUGAAGCUCUUUUCCGAUUGCUUUCACAUGCAAGCCAAUCUAGUCACAUUGCUGCAGAAGCCCAAGCUCAGCGACUCGCAUAUACAGCAGGUGCAGGCGAGAUCUCGGGAGCAGUUCAAUACCCUUAACAAUAAUCAGCGCAAUCAGCGGGAGUCGACGGUGCAGCAGCGUUUGCGCAAUGGUCUUACACAUUCUAACAACAACAAUAACAUUAAUAAUAAUACGAACAGCAGCAGCAACAACAAUAGCAAUAGCAGCAACAACAACAUUACGUCACCGAACUUCAAACUGAAUGCGCCCGUUUCAAAUAUGACGGGCAACAAUGGUAGCGCCACCGGGAACGGAAGCGGCAGUGGUAGUGGCAGCGGAGACAAGUCGGAACCGAAUUCUGGUUUUGACAGCUACGUGCCAAUGUCUGAGGUGAAGCUGGAGAAUUUAUGUGAGAACAAUUAUCCAGGCGAAAACAUAUCGUAUGCGCCGAUCAAUACGCACGAUGCAGUACCACAACAGGCACAUCAGCAGCAGCAGCAGCAGCCGACCUCCAAUACCUCCGAGCGGCAGAACAGCGCCAAUCAGACGCUGAAGGAGCGCAUCAACAGUCUGGUGAAGCGGAAUCUUGCAGAGAAUUUGGAAAAGGACAAACAAUCGCUGGCGAAUCAAACAAAUGCAACUGCUUCAUCGAUCUACAAUACACAAAACUCAACGCACUCGAGUCCUGUACAUUCCACAAAUGCGGCGGCUAACAAUGCCAAUGCCAAUCACUCACCUAGUCACAGUUACUUCGUCGGCGACACCUGGAAGAUAAAGGUGUUUCAGAACACCAGCGUCAUAUAUAAAGUGAAGGAUGCGCUGUUCGUAACGGAAGCCAUAUUGAAAAUCGCAUCGAGUAGCCAAAGCAUUGUCAUAUCUCUGGACUGUGAGGGCAUCAAUCUGGGCCUAAAGGGUGAAAUAACGCUCAUUGAAAUUGGUACUACGCGUGGCGAGGCCUUCCUGUUCGAUGUGCGUGCCUGCCCCGAAAUUAUUACCGAUGGUGGCCUGAAAACCCUCCUCGAGCACGAGCAUGUGAUUAAAGUAAUACACGAUUGCCGGAACGAUGCGGCCAAUUUGUAUCUGCAAUUCGGUAUAUUGUUGCGCAACGUCUUCGACACACAGGCGGCUCAUGCGAUAUUGCAGUACCAGGAGAAUGGGAAGCAAGUCUAUAAAGCCAAAUACAUAUCGCUCAACUCGCUGUGCGAGCAAUACAAUGCACCCUGUAAUCCCAUUAAGGAUCAGUUGAAACAGGUCUACAGGCGCGAUCAGAAGUUUUGGGCCAAGCGUCCCUUGACACGCGAAAUGAUACUUUAUGCGGCCGGCGAUGUCCUUGUCCUCAUCAACGAUCAAUUGUUUGGCAAUCUGGCACGCCAAAUAAAGCCCGAGAAUAAACAGCUCUUCUCCGAGCUCUGCACCGAGCAAAUACUCAUGCAAAUCAAGCCCACCGAGGUCAAGAUACGCAAGAAGCAACGAAAAGUAAGCACAGAGGUCUCCGAUCUCAAGCAGAAGCUCGCACAGACUAGCAAGAGCAUUGUGCUCUCGAAUCGCGAGAUACGUUUGCUGCGUUAUAUGGAUUUGACGGAAGAAGAGAAGGAGCGUCUUAAAGGGUAUUAUAAAGUUGCCAAAAAGCUGGAGAAAAUGGAGUCUGCUGGCAAUGCCAACAAAGAUCAAAGCGAUUCCGAGGAUGAGCCGGAACCCAACGAGAAUGACAAUUUUCCCAGCUUGGAUUCGGUUCCUUCGGACAAUUCACUGUCGGGUACCUUCUCGCCGCGUUUCAGCUCUGAGCCGCCAAGCUUGACUGAAUCUAUGCAAAUGCUAGAAGAGAUAUUGUCGGAUAAGACGAUGGAUCGUCUGGCUCGCAUCGAUAAAAUCGAGGCAAUAUUGUCGACUGCCUCAACGCUGCCAUGCGAUCAAAUAAUUAGUUCCAACCCAAUGCAGGAACAAUUGGGUAUAGUAACCGCAGAGAAUCUGCAAAUUAUACGUGAGAAAUCGAGAAACAUGAAGAACUGCAAUUGCCAGGGUGAACGAAGUGUUACGCCGAUUUUGCGCUCCAACGACAAACGUGUUGUGAAAUUGGUUGAUGCCGAGUCUCAAACUCUCAGCACUGGUGACAUCGUCAUAACGAAAGUAUUUUUCCAAGAUGAACACAACAAGGCUAAGGAAACAGCCGUAUUGGCCAACUCUCCGAAAAGGGUGGCCUUGAAUUGAAAUUAUUAAACGAAGUAAAUUGAUAACUUUUAUAAGUUUGUGCUGGAAGUGGAUUUAACAAAAUGAUUCCUAAACUAAACGUGUAUAACAAGUAAAGCGCAGCUAUAUUAUUUUUACAUAGAUUUAUUUUUAACACAUGUUAUUAUUGGACUCCUUUGAAAGCUAAGGGGACCACCAUUUCACCUAACUAUCAUUAUAUAACUAUGCAAUAAUUUCUACAAUUGAAAAGCAAUAUGUUUUGUGCCUAAAUGUUGAACAUUGCAAUAACAAUAUAUAGACCCCUAAUUUAUCUGUUAACUAUUCGCUAAUAAUUAUGUAAAAUUUUCCUUUUGCGCACACCCCAGGAAUUGCAAUAGCUUUCAAGUCAAAUUAAAAUCGUAAGUGAGAAGUUUUUACGGCGCCAAACAAUCAUUAACAAAAAUAUUUAAUUCAUUUAACUAACAACAAAUAUUAUACUGCUUUGGACCAAUUGUGCGUAAAAUAAAAAUCUUUAAAAUCAA
Messenger RNA from Scaptodrosophila lebanonensis, 4136 nucleotides. RefSeq lists its product as uncharacterized. NCBI's taxonomy places the organism in Eukaryota, Metazoa, Arthropoda, Insecta, Diptera, Drosophilidae. The transcript is spliced from 8 exons. Gene Ontology annotation, biological process: nucleobase-containing compound metabolic process. The record is from RefSeq and is a predicted model, not a curated record. Bases 682 to 3636 code for a protein of 984 amino acids. Gene Ontology annotation, molecular function: 3'-5' exonuclease activity; nucleic acid binding.